CACGCGCGGCCGCAGCCCCGCCCCCCCGUUCCCCAGGCGCUCCGAGCCCGAGUCCGCGGGAAGAUGGCGGCGCCGCUCAUCCCCCUCUCCCAGCAGAUUCCCACUGGAAAUCCGUUAUAUGAAUCUUACUACAAGCAGGUCGACCCAGCUUACACAGGGAGAGUCGGGGCGAGCGAAGCUGCACUUUUUCUAAAGAAGUCUGGCCUUUCAGACAUCAUCCUUGGGAAGAUAUGGGACUUGGCCGACCCAGAAGGUAAAGGGUUCUUGGACAAACAGGGUUUCUAUGUUGCACUGAGACUGGUGGCCUGUGCACAGAGUGGCCACGAAGUUACCUUGAGCAAUCUGAACUUGAACAUGCCGCCGCCUAAGUUCCACGACACCAGCAGCCCUCUGAUGGUCACGCCGCCUUCUGCAGAGGCCCACUGGGCCGUGAGGGUGGAAGAAAAGGCAAAAUUUGAUGGGAUUUUUGAAAGCCUCUUACCCAUCAAUGGUUUGCUGUCUGGAGACAAAGUCAAGCCAGUCCUCAUGAACUCGAAACUACCUCUUGAUGUCCUGGGCAGGGUCUGGGACCUCAGUGACAUCGACAAGGACGGACACUUGGACCGGGACGAGUUCGCUGUGGCCAUGCACCUGGUGUACCGAGCCCUCGAGAAGGAGCCCGUGCCCUCCGUCCUGCCCCCGUCCCUCAUCCCGCUCUCCAAGAGAAAGAAGACUGUGUUCCCUGGUGCCGUCCCCGUCCUGCCUGCCAGCCCCCCACCCAAAGACAGCCUCCGCUCCACGCCGUCCCACGGCAGCGUCAGCAGCCUCAAUAGCACGGGCAGCUUGUCCCCCAAACACAGCAUCAAGCAAGCGCAGCCAGCAGCGAGCUGGGUGGUGCCAGCGGCAGACAAGAUGCGAUUCGACGAGAUAUUCCUGAAGACGGACUUGGACCUGGACGGCUACGUGAGUGGCCAGGAGGUGAAGGAAAUCUUCAUGCACUCGGGCCUCACCCAGAACCUUCUAGCACACAUAUGGGCCCUGGCCGAUACGAGGCAAACGGGGAAGUUAAGCAAAGACCAAUUCGCGUUAGCUAUGUAUUUCAUUCAGCAGAAGGUCAGUAAAGGCAUCGACCCUCCUCAAGUCCUCUCGCCGGACAUGGUGCCGCCCUCGGAGAGAGGCACUCCAGUCCCGGACAGUUCAAGUGCUCUUGGCUCAGGGGAGUUCACGGGCGUGAAGGAGCUGGAUGACAUCAGUCAGGAGAUCGCCCAGUUGCAAAGAGAGAAGUACUCACUGGAGCAAGACAUUAGAGAAAAGGAAGAGGCAAUCAGACAGAAAACCAAUGAAGUACAGGAAUUACAAAACGAUCUAGACCGGGAAACGAGCAGUUUGCAAGAGCUCGAAGCUCAGAAACAAGACGCUCAAGACCGCCUUGACGAAAUGGACCAGCAGAAGGCCAAGCUCCGAGACAUGCUGAGUGACGUCAGGCAGAAGUGCCAGGACGAGACCCAAAUGAUCUCAUCACUGAAAACACAAAUCCAGUCUCAGGAAUCCGACUUAAAGUCCCAGGAAGACGACCUGAACCGGGCCAAGUCCGAGCUGAGCCGGCUGCAGCAGGAGGAAACCCAGCUGGAGCAGAGCAUUCAGGCCGGGAAAGUCCAGCUGGAAACCAUCAUCAAGUCUCUGAAAUCCACGCAAGACGAGAUCAACCAGGCAAGAAGCAAGCUCUCCCAGCUGCACGAAAGCCGCCAGGAUGCCCACCGGAGCCUCGAGCAGUACGACCAGGCGCUGGACGGGGUCCAUGGCGCCAGCCUGACCGACCUGGCCGACCUGAGUGAAGGCGUCUCCCUGGCAGAGAGGGGCGGUUUUGGAGCCAUGGACGAUCCUUUCAAAAAUAAAGCCUUGUUAUUUAGCAACAACACACAGGAAUUGCAUCCGGACCCUUUCCAGGCAGAGGACCCCUUCAAGUCCGACCCAUUUAAAGGAGCUGACCCUUUCAAAGGCGACCCCUUCCAGAAUGACCCCUUUGCAGAACAGCAGACAGCUUCAGCAGAUCCGUUCGGAGGGGACCCUUUCAAAGAAAGCGACCCAUUCCGUGGCUCCGCCACUGACGACUUCUUCAAGAAACAGACGAAGAACGACCCUUUUACCUCAGACCCGUUCACGAAAAACCCUUCCCUACCCGCGAAGCUCGACCCCUUUGAGUCCAGCGAUCCCUUCUCCUCCUCCAGCGUCUCCUCAAAAGGAUCAGAUCCCUUUGGAACCUUAGACCCCUUCGGAAGUGGGUCCUUCAACAGUGCCGAGGGCUUUGCCGACUUCAGCCAGAUGUCCAAGCCCCCAACUUCUGGCCCUUUCACCUCCUCCUUGGGAGGGGCAGGAUUCUCAGAUGACCCCUUUAAAAGUAAACAGGACACUCCUGCUCUGCCUCCGAAGAAACCCGCUCCUCCACGGCCUAAGCCGCCCAGCGGUAAAAGCACACCUGUAAGCCAGCUCGGCGCUGCAGACUUUCCCGAACCCCCCGAUCCAUUCCAGCCACUCGGGGCUGACAGCGGCGACCCGUUCCAAAAUAAAAAGGGGUUUGGGGACCCGUUUAGUGGAAAAGAUCCAUUUGUCCCCUCCUCUUCAGCUAAACCUUCCAAGGCCUCUUCCUCGGGCUUUGCCGACUUCACCUCCUUUGGCAAUGAGGAGCAGCAGCUGGCGUGGGCCAAGCGGGAGAGCGAGAAGGCGGAGCAGGAGCGGCUGGCGCGGCUGCGGCGGCAGGAGCAGGAGGACCUGGAGCUGGCCAUCGCGCUCAGCAAGGCCGACAUGCCCGCCGCCUAGGCGGGCCGGGGGCGAGGGCGGGCCGGGCGCAGGCAGCGCGAGAGGUGGCGACGCGGAUGUCUAUAUACACACACGUACACACCCCCCCAGAGCCGUCCCCGUUCCACGCUGCGACGCGCCUCAGCCACCACGCGCCAAGGACUGGGCACCCCGCAGGGCUCCUUCCCGCGUGUAGACGCAGCUGCGGACAGAGGCUGGGAAAGGUCUCAUCUCCUGGGGAGUGUCCUGCGCAGGCCACCUCGGCCCAUCCCUCCACUGUGCCGUCCCCUGAGGGCUGAUCGAGUCCGGC
Propithecus coquereli (Coquerel's sifaka) is the source of this 3085-nucleotide messenger RNA. It is a transcript of the gene EPS15L1, whose product is annotated as epidermal growth factor receptor pathway substrate 15-like 1. Bases 64 to 2796 code for a protein of 910 amino acids. Gene Ontology annotation, biological process: endocytosis; endosomal transport. Gene Ontology annotation, cellular component: clathrin coat of coated pit; plasma membrane; cytoplasm. The record is from RefSeq and is a predicted model, not a curated record. The transcript is spliced from 24 exons. Lineage: Eukaryota; Metazoa; Chordata; Mammalia; Primates; Indriidae. Gene Ontology annotation, molecular function: calcium ion binding; cadherin binding.